ACAAACCGUCACUCCCGCGAAAAAAGCACGUGGCUUUUGUCAUCGUUUUGACAUCCCUUACAAUCAAUACUUUGCCUAUAACGAGAUGGGCCGUGCUCGCACAGCUCCUACUAAAUCCAGAAGGCCCAGGUCAGCGGGCAAGAACAAAGACAAGAUAAAUGACUGCAAAGUUUCAAAUGGAACAACGGCUACUAAAGCUAAGAAAAACCAAGAGAAACCAAGUAAGGAAUACACGCAUUGGCUGAUGAAAUCGGAACCUGAGAGCAGAUUCGAAAAGGGUAUUGAUAUGAAGUUUGGCAUAGAGGACCUCAAAGCCGAGCCUGAUCAGACAGCAUGCUGGGAUGGUGUGAGAAACUACUCGGCACGGAACCACAUGCGAGGAAUGAAAACCCAUCAGCAGGCUUUCUUUUAUCACAGCAACUGUAAGGAGCCUGGUAUUGCAGGGAUCAUGGAGAUUGUGAAAGAAGGCUAUCCCGACCACACCCAAUUUGACCGAAAAGAUGCUCAUUACGAUCCAAAGGCCAAGGAAGACGACCCUCGCUGGUUCAUGGUGGACGUCAAGUAUCAGAGAAUGUUAAAACGUUUCAUUUCUCUGGCUGAGUUGAAACAGGUCCACCUAAAGCACAAGGCAAGUGGAGGCCCACUGAGGAACUUGGCUUUGUUUACAAGUGCGAGGUUGUCUGUGCAGCCACUCACUAAAGAAGAGUGGGACUUCAUCAUAAGUUUGGAAGAGAACGAUUGAAGAAGUGCACAUUGGAAUAAUGGUGCUGCAUUUAUAUCGCAAUUGAUGCGUAAUUCCAAAUAAACGGGAACAAUUUAAAAAGUGCACAGAACAGUGAUAAGCUGCAAAACUCUUGGUAGUCUGCAGCUCUAAUGAUGGUAGAGAUCUUUUAUCCUCUUGUCAUGCCAUGGUCACCACAAUAGUCUAGCAAAAUGGGUUGAAAAUGGGAUGAGAACAGGAACUAUCUUAAAAAUAUUUCUCUCAUCACAGACAAAGGUGGCAUUAUUUCAUGACUAAGAAUGUGUUCGUGGUGAUUUGUCAAGAUAUUUACGAAACUCAUUAUAUUUUGA
Molecule: messenger RNA, 1071 nt
Organism: Lineus longissimus
Lineage: Eukaryota; Metazoa; Nemertea; Pilidiophora; Heteronemertea; Lineidae
Product: thymocyte nuclear protein 1-like
Exons: 5
Coding region: 86-742 (218 amino acids)
Cellular component (GO): nucleus
Source: RefSeq, a predicted model, not a curated record